CACACUUCUUUGUCUCUGACCAGACAUGUCUGUAGAGUGCAGGCUGGUGUUUGUAGAGUGGCUUUAAUUUGGGUUUGGCCACCGUGCUCUGGUGAUGUGGGAAAGACCUCAGACAACUCAGUACGAAGUCUUCGUUUGGUCAGAUCCAACUUUACUGCUUAGAAUCCUGUUCUUUCAGGAUUUACAUUUUACCCCAGAUGUGGUGUUCUGCGCGCCUGAUGAUGUCUGGAAGGCUGAGGUUCGGGGUGGACAGACUUGUUGGGAGGGCGGACCUCUCGCGGCAGGUCUGCUAGCCGGGCCAAGGUCUGCACCACCCAGCCGCCGUGGCCUUGGGGGCGGUGAGGGGUGAGAAGCCCCCAGCCCGGGCUCCAGGCCUCUGGCGGCUUCCCCGUUCUCCGACACCCUGGUGAGCAUGUCCUUGCCUCCCGAAAGGGCAUGUGUCAGCGAUGCAGAUUCUCUGCAUGCUAUGGGGGCUUCCGGCCCCAAGGUGGGGUGGGCAGAAAAGCGUUAAGGUCCUCCAGCACCUCUCUGCCUGUGGGGGGUGCUUCUGGUGAGCGGCUGGAAAGGCAGGGUAGGCAGGCUGCCCCUGGCUCCUUUACUGGUGAAAACUCAAGGCUCCGAGGCGGGAGUGGCCAGACUGGUCACAGUGACAGUAGCUGCUGGGAAUGGUUGUGAUUUGCUUUUGGGAUUUUUUUGUUUGUUUGUUCGUUCGUGUUUGGACCAAAUGUCUUCUGGGAAAGUGUUAGAGAAUUGAUGCUAAUAGUGAUUUUUAAAUAAGAAACCACGUGGCCAGCCCAUCCCCAUGAGACAGCGUCCAGUUUUAGUCCUGAUCUUCCCACUUCUCUUUGCGGUGCUCAGAAGGAGGCCUCGCAGGUUAGGUGCGGGUCUUGCCUUCUUUGUUCUGAUGGCUUUAAGCCCUGCCCUCCAUGCGGCUCCUCAUGGGGAGAGGCCAGCUCGGCUCCUGGCUGGGAUGCUGGCCAGUCACUGUGCCACGAGGACCUCCCUCCCCUCGGUGCCCAGUUUGUCAGCAGGGUCAGCCCGGGUGGGCUGGUUUCUUUGACUCCAGUUUGGCUUUUGGGGGUGCAGAGACCAUUCCAAUCUCGAGGGAUGAGCAUUUCUGGGGCGGAAGGCGGCCUCUGUGCCUUGGCGGCUGCUGGAGCUGGGAGGACCAGGAAGACAUGGCUGCCCACGUUGGCGCUUCCCGGACUCCCCAGGAAGUGAUGGAGCAUUAUGUAAGCAUGUACAUCCACGGAAACCUGGGGAAAGCCUGCAUCCCCGACACCAUCCCCAAUCGGGUGACAGACCACACCUGCCCCAGUGGAGGCCCCCUCUCUCCCAGCCUCACCACCCCCUUGCCUCCCCUAGACAUCUCGGUGGCCGAGCAGCAGCAGCUGGGCUACAUGCCGCUGCGGGACGACUACGAGAUCGAGUAUGACCAGGACGCCGAGACGCUCAUCAGCGGGCUCUCGGUCAACUACGACGACGACGACGUGGAGAUCGAGCUGAAGCGCGCGCACGUGGACAUGUACGUGCGGAAGCUCAAGGAGCGGCAGCGGCGCAAGAACAUCGCGCGCGACUACAACCUGGUGCCGGCCUUCCUGGGCAAGGACAAGAAGGAGAAGGAGAAGGCGGCCAAGCGCAAGGUCACCAAGGAGGAGAAGGAGCUGCGGCUGAAGCUGCGGCCGCUCUACCAGUUCAUGUCCUGCAAGGAGUUCGAUGACCUGUUCGAGAACAUGCACAAGGAGAAGAUGCUGCGCGCCAAGAUCCGGGAGCUGCAGCGGUACCGGCGCAACGGCAUCACCAAGAUGGAGGAGUCGGCCGAGUACGAGGCGGCUCGGCACAAGCGCGAGAAGCGGAAGGAGAACAAAAACGCGGCGGCCUCCAAGAGGGGCAAGGAGGACGGCAAGGACAGCGAGUUCGCCGCCAUCGAGCACCUGCCCGGCUUCGAGCUCUUGUCGGACCGCGAGAAGGUGCUCUGUAGCUCCCUGAACCUGAGCCCCGCGCGCUACGUGACCGUGAAGACCAUCAUCAUUAAGGACCACCUCCAGAAACGGCAAGGGAUUCCCUCCAAGAGCCGCCUUCCCAGUUACUUGGACAAAGUCCUCAAGAAAAGGAUUUUAAACUUCCUCACGGAAAGUGGUUGGAUAUCCAGGGAUGCUUCCUGAGGCCAGGGCGCUGUGAAAGCCGGAAUGAUGCUAAGAAGCUUGUGAGCCAAAAUGAUUGGGGCGAGGGAGGGGGGAGGAAACGCUUUUUCCCCAUUGUUGCUCUUUUUUAAACAAAUUGAGUUCCUUUUUUUAGGAUACAAAUUCUUUUUACGGUCCUCUGAAGAAGCAAUAGUAACAGUCUUAUAUCGGAUCAUGGGGGAGGCAGAUAUAUGUAUAUUUUAACUUAGUCCUAAAAGUAAUCCUUUAAGAUGACGACUUGCCUUCAUGUGUUCAGUUUGGAGAAUAGUGUGAGAGUAAUUUCCUUUUAUUUGUUUCUUCCCUUUGGUACACGACUGUCGUUCUGUAGGUAAAGGAGCACCAUUCCCCGCCUGGCCUCCAGCUUCUCCCCGCCCACGGCGGCCCAGACCCCCAGCACAGCCCGGCACGUGGCACUUUAGAGGGGGCCAGACAGGCAGGUGGGACCGUGGGGCUGUGGGACAGGAUGGGACGUCAGUAGGGACUUUAAAGGAGGAAUCUGGUGUCAAACACAGUGGCCACAUGAGCUUCCCCUUAACCCCCAGGUAGUGGCAGUUUGAGCUCAGGGUGGGAGAGGCGGAGCUGUGGUGGGAGGAACGGCAGACCCCCUGGGUCUCAGGGGUGCUUUGGGGGGAGCCUAAGCGGGGGCGGAGGGGACUGGGACCAGCUCCAGCUGCCAGAACAACACUGAGCAGCCUCCCCUGGGGCUGCUGCUUGCUGCUCUUAGAACCUGCAGUGCAUUUUACUUGGAAAAACUCGUUUUAGAAGUCAGGCUGAGAGCUCUGGGUUCUGGUGUUAGCUCCCUCCAGGGUUUUCAGCUCCCUUGCAAGUACCUCUUUCACCGAGACUCUGGCCAUGUGUCUUCCUGGGGGUGGCAUCAGGCACUCAGCCAAGUCAGGGUGGGAGGGAGCAUUGAGGCUGCUGCCUCCAACCAGACUCAGAGCGGCUGCCACCCAGCCGGGUUUAGAAACACGUUCAGGGGUGGUCUUUCACGGACGUACAUGGUACCUUCCUUCCAGAACUUUGAGAAAGGCAUGACUUCCGGCUGCUCGGGGCUCUGGUGUCCAAGACCCUGCUUAAGAGUGGGCGGAGUGGCCGUGGCCCCGGGGCUCCACCCCUCCCGAGCUUGUCCUGCCCCCAUAGCCCCCAAGACUGUUUACCUCCUAGAAUGUUUGGGUUUGAAGUUACAUUAAAGUGAAGUUAUUUGAAAGAAAAAAAAAAACCUCAUCAUUUCCAAGGAUGACUUAAUUACGGUGCCUUUUCCUUUCUUUUUGCAUCCUUCUGCCCCUAGGGUAGAUUUUCCAGCAUUAAAUAAAAUAUUUCAAAUAUACUGUAUGUGGCUUUAGUUGCAAAUACACUGCAUGUGGGCAGAGAAGCACUCCCUGUGCCCAGGACUUCUCUUUGACCAUAGGAAAUAGCCAGCACUAGUGUCAUUCCUGAAGGCCACUCCCACACCGUCCCUUGCAGGGUAACUGUGGCCAACAGAGCCGGUACUGUCUAUUCAAGCUGUGAUGGGGACAGUGCUAAGUUUUUACAGGGCUUUUGGCCAGUGGUCCUCAUCUAGGGCUCCUGGGAACCUGCUAGAAGCGCACUCAGGCCCUGCCCAGUCCCCCUGAAUCAGAAACCCUGUGGUUGGGGUCCAUGGAGCUGUUUUUGCAAGCCUUCCAGGGGACUGGGAUGCAGGCGAGAGUUCAAGAACCACUGGCUUUAGCUACUCUGGUAUCUUCGAUUUUCUACAUCAGAUUCCUAGUUUGGUGAGGUUUUAAAUUUAGUCUUAUUUUUAUAUAAAAUGAUUGCCAGCCUUUCAUUAAGCUUGAGAAGCAAAAGAUCCCUGGAAAUAUGUGUGGCCCCGGCCAAGACCUGUCGAAUGAAAAACUUUGUGCUUAAGCAG
This is a messenger RNA of Vicugna pacos (alpaca), 4071 nucleotides long. Lineage: Eukaryota; Metazoa; Chordata; Mammalia; Artiodactyla; Camelidae. The record is from RefSeq and is a predicted model, not a curated record.